AUACGACACAAUACAACGCAACACAACGCGACACAACUCAAGCGGCCUGCUGGGGCUUGUUGCUGUUGCUGCUGCCGCUGGCGGGGAGCUUGCAGAUGUGUUGUGCGUUUUGCUGUACGCUGCAAGCGAUUCUGGAGUGCGGUUUGUUCGUUCCAGGAUGUCGUUAGGCGAGCCAUCUUGCCCGUGAAACGCAAACGGUCGCCUUUUGUACCAUUGCUUGCUGUUCUGACUGCGCUUGUAAACCCUCUUUCGUUGCGGUUACGCUAACGCUAACGCUAACGCUAACGCUACGACAACAUACGAAGUAGAUUAUACAGGCCGUCCAUGACAUGGUAUCCCGAUUUGAAUCUGGCUACGUACGGAUGAAUGACUUCACGAUGUCUGCGCUUUCACGGGAAGAACAGAUGUCUCUCUCCAAUCAUUCAGGAGAAAUGCAAGAAGAAGAAGAAGAAGUGUUUGCAGCCAACGGAGAAAUUAUGGAUAAUGGGAGAGAGGAGAAUGAGGCGAGCAAGUACAUGGAGGUAACUCAAGAAGUUGUCAAGAGGAAACGAGGCCGGCCACCAAAAUUGGGUCGCUCUGGAGCAGCACCGGUCCCUGUCAGAUCUCCAAGUGUAGGCCCUGAUGGCAUGAUUCAGAAGCGGAAACGAGGUCGACCACCGAAGUCAGCCCGCACUGGGCCUGGGCCAAACACUGUCAGAUCCACCAGUGUAGGCCCGGACGGUGUGAUCCAGAAAAGAGGACGAGGGAGGCCGAGGAAGAUCGUGAAAGAAGCUAUGGACGGCAGUAUGCAGGGGCUGCAAGAUUUAUAUCAACAGCAGAGCUUGUGACCAUCACUGCUUUGGGAUGAUGAUGACGACUUAGGCCAAUACAACACUACUGUCUUCACCCGAAUGGUGUCCAGCCAUCAUAGC
This is a messenger RNA of Chara braunii, 911 nucleotides long. The record is from the annotation of a GenBank genome assembly. NCBI's taxonomy places the organism in Eukaryota, Viridiplantae, Streptophyta, Charophyceae, Charales, Characeae.